Molecule: messenger RNA, 9706 nt
Organism: Oncorhynchus tshawytscha (Chinook salmon)
Lineage: Eukaryota; Metazoa; Chordata; Actinopteri; Salmoniformes; Salmonidae
Gene: itsn2b
Product: intersectin 2b
Exons: 40
Coding region: 727-6402 (1891 amino acids)
Biological process (GO): positive regulation of Rho protein signal transduction; intracellular signal transduction
Molecular function (GO): protein binding; guanyl-nucleotide exchange factor activity; calcium ion binding
Source: RefSeq, a predicted model, not a curated record
GGUUGGGCUGGGGUAGGCAGUCAUUGUAAAUAAGUAUUUGAUCUUAACUGACUUGCCUAGUUAAAUAAAGGUUAAAUUAAAAAACAUUAAAAAGUACUUGGGUGUACAAGGUUUUACUACAGAAAAGUAACAAGGUGUAAUUGUUGCUACAAUUUUAAAUGAUGAUUCCUUUAAAUGUUUGUAUCAACAAAUGUAACGUGAUCGACCACUCACUCCCGCACAGUAGGUGGUUGCAUGCACAAACAAAUGUGCGAACGCUACAAUACCAAAGAAGAUGAUUGUCUAAUCAGCUGGAUAACUCCAUGCGCGCUCCCCUCCUCCCAGUCAAACUUCGCCGUGCCCGCGCACCGGCGACCCGCCCGUCAUCCAUGUUGUCUAUGUGAUCAAGCUGUCAGCAACCGGUCCGGUUUAUUAAACUACACAUUACUCUCGGAAUUACACCAUUCUGCCAUUACGAGAAGGCUGCAUAACGCCAGGGAGACCUUGUCGGGGCUAUUUAGAUUUUUUUUUACAGCGGACAUAAAAUAAGUUAAAGUUGAGGUUUUUUGCCCCGUGGUGAGAGAGCUGCCAGUCUACAUUCCUGAGCUGUGACAGGAUGACUCAGGUGUGUGUUGAGUCAGCGCUCAUCGCCCCGAAUGGAAUUGCCUCAAUAGAUCAGUGAGAGAUGACUGCGAGCCGGCCGGCUGAGUAGAGGAACGGGAGCCGCCCCCUCUGCCACUUGCAGCCAUGAAUGGUGACCUCAGUGUGUGGGCUAUCUCUCCAGAAGAGAGGAACAAACAUGAUAAACAGUUUGACACCCUCUCUCCCACCAUGGGCUACAUCUCAGGGGAGCGGGCCAGGAAGUUCUUCUUGCAGUCGGGUCUUCCCUCCUCGGUUCUUGCAGAGAUAUGGGCGCUGGCUGACAUGGGUAAGGAUGGGAAGAUGGACAGGUUGGAGUUCUCCAUCUCUAUGAAGCUCAUUAAGCUCAAACUGCAGGGCACGCCCCUUCUCUCAACUUUACCAAUCAUCAUGAAGCAACCGCCAGUGCCCGCCCCUAACCCCUCCUCUACGGACGCCAUGUCCACCUCGCGCUACGGAACGGGUUCCGUGCCAAACCUAUCUAUGAUGCCCGGAGGCAUCGCCAUGCUCACCCCUAACCUCUCACCCAUGACACCUAUGAGCGGCCUCACCCCCAUGAUCCCAACAGCUACAGGCAUGGCCCCCCUGGUUUCCACGUCAACGAUGCCCAUUCCCUUGCUGCCGUCCAUUGGCAGCCCCGCUUUGCCCAACGGCACUAUGGGUAUUCUACAGCAAUUCCCACCAGGGUACAUGGGGACAGGCAUGUCUCUCUCUGCACCGUACGUAUCCUCUCCCCUGGGUCUCUCUGCACCGUACGUAUCCUCUCCCCUGGGUCUCUCUGCACCGUACGUAUCCUCUCCCCUGGGUCUCUCUGCACCGUACGUAUCCUCUCCCCUGGGUCUCUCUGCACCGUACGUAUCCUCUCCCCUGGGUCUCUCUCCUGGGAUCAACAAAGCUACAUCACUGUUGGACUCAAGCAGCUCCAACUCGUCCUCCACCACCUCCCUGGCAGGUAGUUCUCUGAAGACCGCUCCCUCUGACUGGGCCGUGCCUCACGCCUCGCGUCUCAAAUACAGACAGCAGUUUAACAGCCUGGACAAGCACAUGCCGGGAUACCUCACGGGUCCGCAAGUGAGGAAUGCCAUGGCAACCACUCUGCUCACUCAUACACAGCUGGCCACCAUCUGGUCCCUGGCUGAUGUAGAUAAGGAUGGGACGCUAAGAGGAGAGGAGUUUAUUCUGGCCAUGCAUCUAGUGGACGUGGCCAAGACCGGACGACCCUUACCACACACACUACCGACAGAUCUAAUUCCACCAUCUGAGAGGGGUUCUGUAAAUGGGACCAGUUUGUCUCUCUAUGCUGGCAUCACAGAAGAACUGGAGGCUGAGCCACCACAGAAAACCAAAAACAACCUGUCGUUUGAGGAUAAGUUCAAGGCCAACCUGGAGCGAGGGAACGCAGAGCUGGAGAAAAGAAGACAGGCUCUGCAGGAUGCACAGAGGAGAGAGGAUGAGAAACGCCAGCAGAAGGAGACGGAGGAACGAGAGAGGAGAGAGAGAGAGGUCAGGGAGCAAGAGGAGAGGAGGAGGAAGGAGGAAGAGAGGAAGAUGGAGCGGCAGAGGGAGAUGGAGAGACAGGAAGAGGAGGAGAGGCUGAAGGAGAUGGAGAGAAAAGAGGCGGCGCAGCGUGAGCUGGAGCUCCAGAGGAAGGAGGAGCUGGAGAGGAGGAGGAGAGGAGAGCUGCAGCGCCAGAAGAGUCAGGAACAGGAAGACGUCAGCCAACUAAAGGCCAGGAAGAGGAGUCUGGAGAUGGAGUUGGAGGCUGUGGGUAACAAACACAGACAGAUCUCUGAGCGGCUGCGGGAUGCUCAGAGUAGAAGGAAGGUGCAACGCAGUGAGCUGGAGCUGGCCAAUCAGAGACGAGACACAGCCAGACAGGAUAUCAACUCCCUGCAGAGACAACUAGAGGAGAACCAGAGGAAGCUGUCCCAGCUGACUCCAGAACAGCAGAGACUCAGUGACAAACUGAAGGACAUGGCCCUCAACAACCUGCCAGUCUCCACCAUAUCCACUCUCAAACGUAGCACCAGCGAGAAGGACGGAGCCUGUCGUGACCUGAAGCAACAGCUGGAUGCUCUGGAGAAAGAGACGGCUGCUAAACUGGCUGACAUGGAUCAUUACCUGAAGGACAUACAGGAACUGAGAGAGAACCAGCGGAAGCAGCAUUCGGCUCUGGAUAAACUACGGAGCAUCAAAGAGGACAAAGGGAGAGAACUGGAGAGACAGAGAGAGCAGCAGGAGGAGAGGAAGAGGAGGGAGGAGGAGAGGAAGAGGAGGGAGGAGGAGAGGAAGAGGAGGGAGGAGGAGGAGGAGAGGAGAGAGGAGGAGGAGGCCAAAAGGCGUAUUAAGCUGCAGAAGGAGCGUCAGUGGCAGGAGAAGCUGAAGAGAGAGGAGGAGGAGAGACAGAGGAGGCUGCAGGAAGAGAGAGAGGCCAAACUGAGAGAGGAGGAGGAGAAGGAGACACAAGCCCGCCUCUUAGCUGCUAAAGAAAAGGUAGAACGAGAAAGCAGAGAGGAGGAGGAGAGGAGGAGACAGGAGGAAGAGGAGAGGAAGAGGAGAGAGGAGGAGAGAAGACAGGAGGAAGAGGAGAGGAAGAGGAGGGAGGAAGGGGAGAGGAAGAGGAGGGAGGAGAGGGAGGAAGAGGGGAGGAAGAGGAGGGAGGAGGAGAGGGAGGAAGAGGAGCGGAAGAGGUUAGAGGAGGAGAGGGAGGUUGAGAAGAAAAGGCAGGAAGAGGUGGAGAGCAAGAGGUGUGAGGAGGACAAGAAGAGAUUGAAGAGGAAGGAUGAGGAGAGGAGGAGGCAGCAGGAGGAAGAAGCGAGGAGGCUGAAAGAAGAAGCGAAGAGGAAGCUGGAGGAGGAGAGGAGGAGCAGAGAGGAGGAGGUGGCGGCGGUGCGCCAGCAGGGGCGUGCAGGGAAGACAGACAUCCACGACAAACUGUUAGCCCUUCUUGGAGGUCUAGAGGAGAGGAAAGGCGGUCUGAAACCCCAGGCCACAGAGCACAGGAAGUCUGCGAUGCUCACUUCCUUCCGGGCGCUCUACCCUUUCACCGCUCGCAACCUGGAAGAACUCAGCUUUGAAACCGAUGAGGUCAUCGAGGUAGAUGAGAGUACGGAGCGAGAGCAGGGUUGGCUGUACGGGAGUCGUCAGGGAAAGAUGGGCUGGUUCCCAGAGAGUUAUGUAGAGAGACAGUUCAAAUCAGAGAGACCUGCUACUGUUACUACAACUACCACUGCUGGUGCUACUACUGCUGUUUAUGCUGCUAAACAGGCCCUCAGACCACAGCUCUCCACCCCCAUCAACACAGGGAAACCCGGGGAAGAUGCUUCUAUGUCAACAGGACAGAACUCUGCCUUCACGCCUACACACGCCCCUCACCCCACCCCCUCGGAGCAGGUGGUGGGUCACCUGCAGGCCCAGGCUCUGUGUUCGUGGACUGCUAAGACAGAGAGCCAUCUGAACUUCAGUAAGGAUGAUGUGAUCCGGGUGCUGGAGCAGCAGGACAGCUGGUGGCUGGGGGAGCUCAAUGGGGUUCAGGGCUGGUUCCCCAAAACAUAUGUCACACUCCUGGGAGACAAUGACAACACCACUGCCCUGACGUAUUCUCCGCCAGAUGAAGUGGAGUCCUCAGAUGCUGCUCAACAGGAAGAGUACAUGGCGCUGUACACCUAUGAGAGCCCAGAGCAUGGCGACCUGACGUUUAGAGAGGGUGAUGUGAUCCUGGUGACCCAGAGAGAGGGAGAGUGGUGGAGCGGAGGCAUCGGAGACCGCACUGGAGUGUUCCCUUCUAACUACGUCAAACCCAAAGAGACCGACACAUCCAGCAGCCCAGGGAAGCCAGGACAGCCUGGGAAGAAGCCAGAGAUAGCCCAGGUGAGCACUGCCUUCAUGGCCACAGGAACAGAGCAGCUCAGCCUUGCACCAGGACAGCUCAUCCUCAUCCUCAGCAAGGAUUCCUCCGGCUGGUUGCUCGGAGAACUGCAGGCGCGAGGAAAGAAGCGUCAGAAGGGUUGGUUUCCUCCCUCACAUGUCAAAAUGCUGGGAUCUAACAGCGGCAGGUCCACACAGGCACCUCUACCAGUGUGUCAGGUCAUUGCCGCGUACGACUACAAAGCAGCCAACGAGGAUGAGAUGAGCUUCUCCAAAGGUCAGAUGAUCAAUGUGUUCGACAAGAACGACCCCAAUUGGUGGAAAGGAGAGGUCAAUGGGAUCACCGGUCUGUUCCCAACCAAUUACGUCAAGAUGACCACCGUCGACUCCGAUCCCAGCCAGCAAUGGUGUGCUGACCUAAACAGUCUGGAGUCUAUGAGUCCCCAGGAGAGGAAGAGACAGGGUUACAUCCACGAGCUCCUCCAGACAGAGGAGAGAUAUGUAGAGGACUUACAGAUAGUCAUGGAGGUGUUCCAUAAGCCCAUGUCUGAGUCUGGCCGUCUGACGGAAGCAGAGAUGGUCAUGAUCUUUGUCAACUGGAAGGAGCUCAUCGCCUGCAACACCAAACUGCUGAAGGCCCUGCAGGUACGUAAGAAGACGGGGGGCGUCAACAUGCCUGUCCAGGUUAUAGGGGACAUCUUGGCGUCAGAGCUGCCUCACCUCCAGCCUUACAUCCAGUUCUGCUCCUGUCAACUCAACGGAGCGACCCUGCUACAGAGUAGGACUGACAACCAACAGGACUUUAAAGACUUCCUCAAGAAAAUCGCCACAGACUACCGCUGUAAAGGCAUGCCCUUAUCCAGCUUCCUGCUGAAGCCCAUGCAGAGGAUCACACGCUACCCUCUACACAUCAAGAAUAUCCUGGAGAGUACCCAGGAGGAGCAUGCAGACUGCAGGCCCCUGAGAGAGGCUCUGGAGCGGGCUGAGGAGCUGUGUACUCAGGUCAACGAGGGGGUCAGGGAGAAGGAGAACUGUGACAGGCUGGAGUGGAUACAGUCACACGUACAGUGUGAGGGAGUCACAGAGAACCUGGUGUUUAACUCUCUGACUAACUGCCUGGGGCCUCGUAAGCUGCUCCACAGUGGGAAGGUGUAUAAGAUGAAGGGCAAUAAGGAGCUGUGGGCUUUCCUUUUUAACGACUUCCUGUUGCUCACCCACGCCGCCAGACAGUUCAGCUCCUCGGGACCGGACAGACUCUUCACCAGCAAGAACAGCACACAGCUUAAGAUGUACAAGCCGCCGGUGUUCCUCAACGAGAUUCUAGUGAAGCUGCCUGACUCCUCCAGUGAAGAGCCCUUCUUCCACAUCUCCAACAUAGACAGAGUCUACAGCCUCAAAACAGAGAACAUCAACGAGAGGACGGCCUGGGUCCAGAAGAUCAAGGCUGCGUGUGAGGACUUCUUCCAGAUGGACAAGAAGAAGAGAGCAAAGGCCUACCAAGCUCGUUCUCUGAAGGCCAGUGGAAUCGGCCGUCUGUUAGUCACCGUCCUGGGGGCCACUGAACUGAAGUCCAGCAAACCCAACGGUAAGAGUAACCCUUACUGUGAGGUGACCAUGGAAGCUCAGAACUACACCUCCAAGACUCUGAGUGACACAGUCAACCCCAAGUGGAACUUUAACUGUCAGUUCAACAUCAGAGACCUGUACCAGGAAGUGCUCUGCAUCACCAUCUUCCAGAGGGAGCAGUUCUCCCCUGACGACUUCCUGGGUCAUACGGAGGUUCCCGUGGCAACCAUAAAGGAGGAGUUGGAGAACAAGGGGCUAGUGACACGCCGCUUGCCGCUCCAUGAGGUCCCCACUGGAGAGGUGUGGGUCUGCCUCGACCUGCAGCUCUUCCAAAACAGUGCAUCCAAAUAAGGACAUCCUGGCCAACACUGGACGCCCAAAUAAGGACAUUUGGCCAACACUGGACGCCCAAAUAAGGCCUUCUUGACCUGCAGCCACAUGGGGAGGGACUUGUUAUAUAUUGUAUCUAACUGCUGGUCUCGGGUCAGAUACUUGCUAAUGGUUAAGGUUGGGAUCUGGGGUUGGGCCGGGGCUAACUUUUACCUGGAGCUGCGGAACCCUCUCCCUCCUCGCCUGAGGUCAGACCAUUCUUAGCAAUGAUCUGAGGACAGUUUAGUCUUUUAGGGCAGUUUACACACACACUGGUGUGUGACUGGUGGUGAGCAAGGUUGGGUUAGUGUAAAGCUGAUCCUAGAUCUGUAGUGGUUCUACUUGUAUCAGCACUAACACUGAUGGCCUGCCUAUGCUCUCCUCUGCUACGGACUGGCUCCUCAUUCUGCCAAGUUUUUAUUUUGUGAACUCAACCCCGGCCAAUGUUGGACGAAACUAUUUAUUUAGUGAAGGAUCGUCGUCUUAACUCUAUAUUUGUUCAAGCUAAGAUGUUGUUUGGGAAGGUAAAUACCAGGUCAAAAGAGGAGGGAGGUCAGGAAAGUGUUUCCCGUCAUCAAGGGUCUCACAUCCAGCGAUUAAACUAUCUCAGGACUUGUUUUCCCUGCUGGCUGUUUUAUAUUACUGCAUCAUCACCGGCUGCUUUUCUUUUAUCUCAGUCUGGUGGCACAGAUCUAGUUUUAAAACCAACUCUCUUUCUUUGCAGUAUAAAUGUUCUGUCGACCUUAAGGAGAUCUUGUUCUUUAGUUGUGGUGUAGUUGCCUCAGAAACACUCUAAAAGGAAAACGGGUGUUUAGUUUACUCCACUCCUCCUUUUCAUAAAGAGGUUUAGACUGCAGGAACAUGUGUGUUUCCGUUUGGCUUUUUAAAUCAUAGUGAAUAAGAUAAUAUGGACAGAGGGGGGACCUGAUCCUAGAUCAGCACUAGCCUGGUCCCAGGUCUGUUUGUGUUUUUGCCUACUCCAAUGCCAUUGUCAAGUCAGACUUCAUGUUCUGCAUGACGAUUCCAUAAGGAGUUGGCCAGAGAGCAGUACCAGACUGGCACCCAGGCUAGAUCUGCACUGCUACUCUGAGACAAAGUGAAUAUGGACCCAGAACCCUCCAGUGGCUCUAUAACCACUUGCUCCACCCAGGGGUGUGGUCACAGAAGCCUCCAGUGGCUCUAUAACCACUAGCUCCACCCAGGGGUGUGGUCACAGAAGCCUCCACUAGCUCCACCCAGGGGUGUGGUCACAGAAGCUUCCAGUGGCUCUAUAACCACUAGCGCCACCCAGGGGUGUGGUCACAGAACCCUCCAGUGGCUCUGUAACCACUAGCUCCACCCAGGGGUGUGGUCACUGAUGACUGGUGAGCCGGAGUGGCUCUUAUUUGUUUUCAUUUAUGUGACUAUAACUAUGCAGAGGCUUUAAUCAGCAUUCCAUCACAGCAUUGUAAUCAGUGUCUGAAUAGUCUCUUAGUAGCCUUUCAUAUUUUACCACAUGAACAAAGAAAGGAUCGUGAGAAUAGUCUAUUGAACUAAUAUAUGUAAAACAUUUAUUUUGAAUAAUAAUCAUAAAAAAAUGUGUAAGACAGGAAUGGACAUGAUUUAGCUGGACAGCUACAUUAUACUGAUCUACAGAGAUCUACAGAGAUACUGAUCUACAGAGAUGUUUGUCUUAAAUCAUUGUUUUGAUGUAAGCUGCACAAGUCUUCUAUUGGGCUGUUAUUCAUUUGAGGUUGAACUGUAAGUCCUGUGGUGUGUCGAUUAACUCUGUGUACUGAUUUACUGUGCUAACAGAGUACAUAACUCUGUGUACUGAUUUACUGUGCUAACAGAGUACAUAACUCUGUGUACUGAUUUACUGUGCUAACAGAGUACAUAACUCUGUGUACUUAUUUACUGUGCUAAGAGUACAUAACUCUGUGUACUGAUUUACUGUGCUAACAGAGUACAUAACUCUGUGUACUGAUUUACUGUGCUAACAGAGUGCAUAACUCUGUGUACUGAUUUACUGUGCUAACAGAGUACAUAACUCUGUGUACUGAUUUACUGUGCUAACAGAGUGCAUAACUCUGUGUACUGAUUUACUGUGCUAACAGAGUGCAUCCUACUGCCUGAUAUGCAGUGUUCACAAUGGGCACAGCACUCACUGAUUCUGGGUUCUCUGAGGAUGAUAAAAGGUGUUUAAAACAAACCGGCUAAGCACGUUGCGUUUUAUCUUGUUGCAUAGCAGUAGUAAUAACAGUAGGUUAGUUUAGUGGUUUGAGUGUAGGCCUGUGACAUGUUUUUAGUCUACAUUUGGGGCAAUAUUUCCAAAGAACCACAAUGCAUUAAUCAUCAGUAUCAGCUUUGCCUCUGAUGCACAGGUAGGCAUACAUCAGAACAGGAAGUCUGUGCCUCUGAUGCACAGGUAGGCAUACAUCAGAACAGGAAGUCUGUGCCUCUUACGCACAGGUUGGGCUACACCAGAACAAGAAGUCUGUGCCUCUGAUGCACAGGUAGGCAUACAUCAGAACAGGAAGUCUGUGCCUCUUACGCACAGGUAGGCCUACAUCAGAACAGGAAGUCUGUGGGGGUGUUCACUUGUUGUAAUGGGUCUAGCCUACUGUUGGGAAAAUAAACUUUUUUCCACACAAACUUGUUUGAUGAGCUUUUAAGGGGUUGAGAGAAACCGUUAAUCCCUUGUGUUGAUUUGGGUAUGAGAAAGGUAAAGCAUUAAUCCUUGUGUAUUAGUAGGAUGAGCUGUUUGAGAGCGGCAACAUAAACCUGUUUUGGCGUUUUUCUCUGCCUCCUAUGACGUGCCAAAUGCCAAAUCAUAAGAAACAAUGGGUUGUUACACAAUAUAAAAUAACAAUCAACAUUGACAGAUUAUGAGAAUACAUUGAAAAAAGGAUGCAAUACCGAAAAGAAAGAAAUCCUAACCCAUACACUGCUGCCAUAAUGGACAAUACGAUCAUAAACUGUUGAACUCUAUAAUGAAAGCAGCCCAUCAAUUCAAAUGUCUUUAAAUCAUGUUUAUACAAUCCCUUUCAUUCUUUAAAAAAAUCCCAUCACAUUGCUGUGUUUACAUUAUUUCAACACCGUUAGUGAUUUCUUACAUUGUUUUAAGUGGCGUAAAGGGACUGCGACUGGGAGAGCGAUGGGAAGACCCGAUUCUUAAACCCUUUCUGAGUUGACCUUUUAUGUAAGACAGGGUUUUCGAACAUUACACUGGACAGUUUCACCGACGUUGCGUGUAAUGUCACUCGACAGUCCCCUGAUUUAACGUGCAAAGUGUUGCCCGACAGAG